This is a messenger RNA of Cuscuta campestris, 3290 nucleotides long. NCBI's taxonomy places the organism in Eukaryota, Viridiplantae, Streptophyta, Magnoliopsida, Solanales, Convolvulaceae. The record is from the annotation of a GenBank genome assembly.
GAUGCGUCGAUGGGUUGAAUUGGGAAAUUCUUCCCUUUUGAGAUUGUGAAUGUCGAUAUUCUGGUUCACAACAUGACCAACCGCAACAUUGAUGUUUCUCAGGUAGAAGGGCCUAAUAAUCCACAGCCUGUUGCCUCCGGGGAUCCGGAUCAGUCUCGCGGGGGCAAUAAGGUUUACAAAAGCGGUCCCCUGUAUAUAUCAUCCAAAGGUAUUGGAUGGACUUCUUGGAAGAAAAGGUGGUUCAUUUUAACACGCACCUCAUUAGUCUUCUUUAGAAGUGAUCCUAAUGCGGUCCCAUUGAAAGUAGGUGAAGCGAAUUUAACACUUGGGGGUAUCGAUCUCAACAGUUCAGGCAGUGUGCUUGUCAAAGAAGAUAAGAAGCUACUGACUGUACUCUUUCCUGAUGGUCGUGACGGGCGAACUUUCACUCUUAAGGCUGAAACAUCAGAAGACUUGCUUGAGUGGAAGGCUGCACUAGAAGAAGCUUUGGUAAAUUCCCCAAGUGCUACUCUCAUUGUGGGACAAAAUGGAAUAAUCAGGAAUGAUCAAACAAAUGCGGUUGAUGUUUCCUCAGAACAAUCCAAGGACAAAUCACCUGUGAAAUCUUUGGUCAUUGGUCAGCCAGUUUUACUUGCUUUGGAAGGUAUAGAUGGGACUCCGUCAUUUUUGGAGAAAGCUCUUAGGUUUGUAGAAGAACAUGGAGUUAAAGUUGAAGGUAUCUUGCGGCAAGCCGCAUAUGUUGAUGAUGUUGAGCGUCGGAUCCGAGAGUAUGAAAAAGGGAAAAUUGAGUUUUCUGCCGAAGAGGAUGCACAUGUCAUAGCUGACUGUGUCAAGUAUAUACUCCGGGAGUUACCAUCAUCUCCAGUUCCUGCAUCUUGUUGCAAUGCUCUGUUAGAAUCUUGCCGAGUUGAGCGUGGUAUGAGAGUAAGUGCUAUUCACUCAGCUAUACUGGAGACUUUUCCUGAGCCAAAUCGACGUUUAUUACAAAGAAUUCUUGUAAUGAUGAGAAAUGUGGUUUCUCACAAGAACGAGAACCGGAUGAGCACUUCAGCUGUUGCUGCUUGCAUGGCGCCUUUGCUACUGCGUCCUCUAUUAUCUGGAGAGUGCGAACUUGAACAUAACUUUGAUAUGGGUGGCGAUGGCUCUAUUCAACUUCUGCAAGCAGCUGCCGCAGCAAACCAUGCUCAAGCUAUUGUCAUCACUUUGCUAGAAGAGUAUGAUAAGAUUUUUGGGGAAGGCUCUGUGCAAACUGAACUCUACUCUGACUCAGAUGGUAGUGAAAGCGGUAGUGAAGAAAUUACUGAUGAUGAUGGAAACUAUGAAGGUAGUGAUUAUGAUGAUGACAACGAAGAGGAAGAAGAUGAAGAAGGGGAUAGUGCUGAAGAGGGGUCUGAUGCAGAAAUAACAAAUAAUUCUGAGCACGCAUCUAGAGCUACUAGUCAGACUGGUGAAAAUGAAGGUGCUAGCAAGGUCUCUAGUCCCAAGUCACCUGAAGCAUGCAAUGCUCUUGAAGUUAAUAACAAAUCUCAACCAGUAGCCCUUCAAACAUCUGUAAAGCAAGAAACACCUACGAGGCCAGAAACUGAACCCAAGGCAGAAAAUGCAGAUUCGUCCCCUUCUAAAAAAUCUACGGAUGCAUCUCAUGCCAAGAAGAACCACUCCGUGGAAUCUGUUAAUACCCCCCUUGAUGAUGAUGCUGAAAUCCAGAAGCUUGAGGCCAUGAAUACUGACUUACGAAACAGAAUCACCAAAGAGGCUAAGGUGAAUGCAGAUCUUCAAGAAAGUAUGGAGAAACAGAAGAAUACCUUGCAUGAGCGCCGUCUAACUCUAGAGAAAGAAGUUGCAAGGCUUCAGGAUCUAUUGGAGAAGGAACAGGAGCUGAGGGUGAUACUGGAAGCCAGACUUAUCAAUCCUCAAGGAUCAUUGUCCAUACCUUCCAGUAUCAGCAAAGCUGUGAAAGCAAAGCUGGAAGAGAUUGCUCAAGCCGAGGCAGAUGUUAUGAAUUUGAAACAGAAGGCCGCUGAUAUCGAAGCAGAACUCAAUGAGCAGAGAGAACACAACUCCAGGUUUCAUAUUGAUUCGGGGAAUCAAGCGCGCCAAAAAACGACUCAUCAAGGAAAAAUAAAGGAGAAAGCAGAAAGUGACAGGGACAAGAAAAGUGAAGUUCAGCCAUCAGCGAAUAAACCGAUGCUGAAUUUUAACUCUCCUGCAGCUUCAUUCGCUGCCUCUGUUGAAUCUUUGCUGGCUGUGAAGGGGCCUUCCUCUUCUUCUUCUUCUUCAUCAACCAAUUCCAAGAAAUCUGGCUCGAAAAAUGAGGGGGCGACAGCGACUUCAGCACUGUCAAAGCUAACGAACCGGCUCAACUUCUUGAAAGAACGCAACACUCAAGUUGGAAAUCAGGCCCAACCACUUGACAAGGAGAGGAAUUCUGGGCAGCCUGCCUGGUCGAUUGAGAGAAAAGGGUCAGACCCUCCCCCAUCCUUGCAAAACAUAUUCGAAAGCAGCCCUUCUUCAUCAGAACAUAGAGACCCAAACAGCAACCAAGCUGCUGUACAGAAUGUGGAUGGUCAACAAUCACUUCAAACUCCUCAAGAUACAUCAAGGAGCUCAGAUGGGCUUAAUACUAAUAACAACAACAAUAAUAGUAGUAAUAACAACAACAAUUAUAAUAGCAACAACAACAACAACAACAAUAAUAAUAUGGACCGUGAUAAAACAGAAAGUUUCCCUGAGAAAAGCCGAAAUAAGGUGCCCCCUAGGACAGCUUCCAGAUGAUACACCUUGGUGAUGCUGAAGCCAUUCCUUUUGGUUUUUGGUUUUCUUUUUUUCUUGCAUUAACCACAUUAUAGCAUCUGAUGUAUUUGUUCGGGGACAACAACACUGGAAGAUGAUUAGCAAGCUUUCCAAAUUUGUUGUCCUUGAACCAUUGCACCAGCUUCCAUUCCAUUCCCUGCUGGUGCUGAAUGAGUAUAUAUGUCUGGAGCAAAGCGUGGUGCCCUUUUUUGGGUGUAGCAAAAUGCCUAUUGGAUCAAUAGAGAUUCUAAUUUUUGUUGGUUUUUGUUUUCAAGUACAGUUAGAUAUAGUGGCUCACGCUCAUUAUCAAAUCUUUGUUUCAAGUGUUCCUAGAAUCUUGAAAUGCUGACACGAAGAGCCUUUGUAAAGAAAGACAUGUUCUCAUUUUUGUCUUUUGAUAUGUAUGUAUAGCUUCAUCCAUUUCCACAACUUCCAUUCAGCCAUGUCCAAUUGUAUGUAGUAUGUAUGCCACUUGUAGCUAUCACUUUGCUUUUCCU